This is a messenger RNA of Manduca sexta (tobacco hornworm), 2371 nucleotides long. Its product is annotated as facilitated trehalose transporter Tret1. Lineage: Eukaryota; Metazoa; Arthropoda; Insecta; Lepidoptera; Sphingidae. Bases 213 to 1601 code for a protein of 462 amino acids. Gene Ontology annotation, molecular function: transmembrane transporter activity. The record is from RefSeq and is a predicted model, not a curated record. Gene Ontology annotation, cellular component: membrane. The transcript has 8 exons. Gene Ontology annotation, biological process: transmembrane transport.
AAUUCAGUCGCAAGCCCGCCGCGUUUAGAAUAGCCCGUGUGCUAUUUACGCGAAAAAAUAUUUAGCAAUACGAUAAAUUAAUUAACAAUGACAUAAAACCUAAUUAAAAGUCACCUUUUCAAUAGAAACAGUGUUUAAAAAUAAAAUAUCGAUCACCUCAGUGAAACAUAACCUAAAUUUUAUUCUGACCACGGAACCGAUGUUAUACAGCCAUGGAUAGAAAGCGGCAGCACGAAAGUAAACCAGGGAAACAAAUUUUAACAGCAUUACUUGCUACAAUACCAACAUUCACAUACGGGAUCCAAAUAGGCUGGUUGUCGCCUAUGGGCCAGUUGUUGAAAUCCAAAGAGACGCCAGCGAAUGCGCCACUUCAAGACAGCGACAUCUCGUGGAUGGCGGCCGCACUACCUUUGGCAGCUAUUUGCGGAAUACCGUUCUUUAGCUACACCUCCGAUCGAUACGGACGGAAAUUAUGCGUUAUUGGGGUUUCUUUAUUGUCUUGUAUCUCCUGGAUUAUAAAACUGACGUCGAUCACGCCCGUGUCCCUAAUAAUCGCGAGGGUUAUUGCCGGGCUGGCGGCUGGCGGGUGCUUCGUCGUCGUGCCGGUGUACGUUAAAGAAAUAUCUGAGGAUUGUUGGCGUGGAGCCCUAGCGUCCCUCACGAUGACUGUGUGCAAGCUUGGAGUUAUAUUCGUGUAUGCUGUUGGCAUGUGCUGCUCUUACAAAGUGAACCAGAUUGUAUACCUGAGUGUUGCCAGUGCGCAUGUCUUGGCAUUUUGUUUUAUGCCGGAAUCUCCGAAUUAUUUGCUGAAAAUCGGGAAAGAGAAGAAAGCAGCAAAAACGAUAUCAUGGUUGCGAAGUUUGAAAACCAGCAGCACACUAGUUACUGAUGAGAUAAUGAAGCUAAAAGAAGAGCAAAGGAGAUUCGACGCGAUGCCGCGGGUCACGCUACUUAGUGUGGUCCGCGACCGGCCAACAUUCUCAGCACUGCGGAUGACCCUAAUGCUGAUGGCGAUGCAGACGCUCUCAGGGUGCUUCGCCCUCAUGAACUACGCGGCUGAUGUGUUCGAACGAGCUGGUUCUGUGUGGAACCCCAACACGCUAGCGUUAUUCGUAGGCUCUCUACAGCUAGCGGGCUCGUUCUUCACUACUAUGUCUAUUGAGAAGUUUGGGAGGAAGAUACCUCUAGCAUGCAGUUCCCUGGUCGUCUCGCUAUGCAUGACGACUCUUGCAACGUGCUUCUUGGUCGGUAGUGAGGGAGUCAGAUGGCUACCAGUGGUCGCAGUAUGCGUGUGUAUUCUGGCGUAUGGAGCCGGACUGGCUCCUGUUCCCAUGGUCGUCAUGGCUGAGGUGUUUACGUUUCAGCUUCGAGCUCGCAUGGCGGGCGCCUCCAUGGCUUUCUCAUUCUUCUGCAGCUCAAUGACUGUACUGUUCUACACCCCCGUAGCUAAUACUUUCGGGGUUUACGUCGUGUUUUACACGUUUGCAGCAGUCACAUUGUUUGGAGUGGUGUAUACGGUAUUAUGGGUGCCAGAGACAAAAGGGAAGAGCUUGGCAGAGAUACAAAAAUUCUGGAGGAGGACUGAUCCUGUUUAUGUUUAGUAUUACGUUGUCCAAAAAUGAACUCAAAAACUGAGUGAAUAAAGGUAUUAUUGCAAAAUAUGGUAAUGUAUAAUGGAUUGUUAAAUAGGAAUCUUAUGACUGCAAUUUAAACAUAUCAUAUUACUUAUGAUUUUUUUAACCUAACGAAGGCUAAACCAAUAAAUAAAAUAAUUUCAAUGUACACACCUUAUAUUUGGUUUAAGCAAUAAAUUGUAAAAUUGUAUAUAAUGAUAUUACAAAUGUAUUAAUAUUAUCACAUGAUUCGUGACUACGUCGCUAACAUUUUUCGUGCCGUCCCAAGUAUGUGAAACGCUGUUCUAAAAGAACGCUUAUUUGUUUAAUCUAAAUUCCAUAUUGCACUGCCAAAGUCACGCCAAGGGUAUUAAGAAACUCAUUUUUAAAAUGGCUUAAAACUGUUUCUCUAUUGUAGUAUAUAUGACUUUUUUAAAUAGCCGGUUUAUACUCGUGUAGAACGCGUUUUCUAUUGUACUUAUGUUUAUUUCCGACAUGCAAUCUUAAUGUUCGGUUAACACCGACUUCUCAAUGUAUGCAUUUAGUACAUCACUGUAGGUACUUAAUAACGUUUAUUGGAAUAAAACUAUUUACCCAUUUUUCUUGCGGUGUUUUAUAUUAUUUUCCCCCGACGAAUGAAGGCUGCAAAGUCUUCGAAACGUCGGUUUUGUCCCGCUCUAUCAGUAUUGUAUGAGAAAAAUAUUUUAGAGCCAUCGAAAACCGCCCGAGAAUGGCCAAACGCACCCUACAAUUAAAUU